Molecule: messenger RNA, 1167 nt
Organism: Fulvia fulva
Lineage: Eukaryota; Fungi; Ascomycota; Dothideomycetes; Mycosphaerellales; Mycosphaerellaceae
Product: Diphosphomevalonate decarboxylase
Exons: 3
Coding region: 1-1167 (388 amino acids)
Biological process (GO): isopentenyl diphosphate biosynthetic process, mevalonate pathway; isoprenoid biosynthetic process
Cellular component (GO): cytosol
Molecular function (GO): diphosphomevalonate decarboxylase activity; ATP binding
Source: RefSeq, a predicted model, not a curated record
AUGGCAGAGAACGGAGUGCAUCGCGCCAGCACGUUUGCGCCUGUGAAUAUCGCAGUGAUCAAAUACUGGGGCAAGCGCGAUACCAAGCUCAACCUACCCACCAAUGGAUCGAUCAGUGUAACCCUCUCGCAAGACGAUCUGCGAACACACACGACCGCGACAGCCUCGCCUUCUUAUACUGAAGACAGCCUGGAGCUCAAUGGCUCGCCACAGGAUAUCAGCGGCGCUCGAACACAAGCAUGCCUCCGAGAACUGCGAGAACUACGAGCCAAGGUGGAGAUGGGUGCACCACAAGCAGCCAAGCUUUCCCAGAUGAAGCUCAAAAUUGUUAGCCAGAAUAACUUUCCCACUGCAGCAGGCCUUGCCUCUUCAGCAGCAGGCUUCGCUGCACUAGUACGCGCAAUUGCAGAUCUUUACCAGCUCGGCACUUCACCCACCGACCUCAGCAGGAUCGCACGACAAGGCAGCGGCUCAGCAUGCAGAAGUUUGAUGGGAGGCUACGUUGCCUGGCAGAAGGGAGAAGAGGCAGAUGGCAGUGACUCGGUGGCAUACGAAGUGUCACCAGCAUCACACUGGCCAGAUAUGCGUGCCUUGAUCCUCGUGGCAUCGGCAGAGAAGAAGGACGUGAGCAGCACAGCAGGAAUGCAGCAGACCGUUGCCUCAUCAGCACUGUUCGAGCAUCGUGCCAGCGAGGUCGUACCCAAGAGGAUGAAGAGAAUGGAGCAGGCCAUACACAGACGGGACUUUGAAGAGUUCGCCAUUUUGAGCAUGAAGGACAGCAACAACUUCCACGCAUGCUGCUUGGACACGCAGCCGCCCAUCUUCUACAUGAACGAUACCAGUCGUGCUGCGAUCAGAAUGGUUGAGGCAAUCAACUCGGCACAGCCAGAUGACAAGCCUAUCGCUGCAUACACGUUUGAUGCGGGCCCGAACGCAGUCAUCUACUAUCUGACCGAGAAUGAGGACAAGGUCGCGGGCACUUUCAAGUCCAUCCUUGGUGAUGUCACUGGCUGGGACAACAAGAGAGGUCAGAGUCUCUCGGCUACGGGUGGCGCUGUAGAGAGCAUAGACAGUGUGGCCGCAGAGGUGUUGAAGAAGGGUAUUUCAAGAGUCAUCUUGACCAGUGUUGGAGACGGACCUCGCAAGACGGAAGAGCAUCUUGCUUAG